UCUGUGCUCGUGACAAAUUAACCUAAAAAUUAAAAAUUCUUUCCUCGGGAAACACAUUUUUUCCAUGAAAACCAGAGUUGUCUCUGAUGAAAGCAUAAGAAUUGGAUGAAAUUCUAAUUCGAAAUAAGAUAAGGAUAAUUUCUAAUCCUUAUAUGAAAAAUGGCUUUCAGAGUGUCGAAUAUUCUCACCUUAAAACUCCUCAAGGAAAAACAAGCCGGCCUUCUUAUUCCUCUGACCAACAAUAUAAAAGAAACAGUUCGUUUCAGUAGACAGAAACAUUGGGAUCCAAAAUUUAAAUGGAUGAGGAGAGCAAAAGUUAUUAAGGUGGAUCUUCCGAACUUCAGGGAGGAUCUUGAUAGCAUUAGUGAAGAAGAAGUUAGAUCGAGAUUAAAGGAAAGGGGUAUACUACCUAGAGCACCAUACAGGGAGACAUCUAUGUUUGUCAGUUGUACUGGCGGUGUUUUUGAACCAUAUGUACCACCAGAAGGGGAUGGCAAAGUAUCUCCCAUAACAGCACAGGGUGCAAAACAAAAGUUACAAUUCCUUGAGAAGAAGUCAAAAACAAUGAUGGCCAUCAGAAAAGUGAGACAAUUUGACGAAGAUUUUGAUUCACCUCGGUUUUUGAAGGAGGCUGAAGCUAUAUAUAAAAAAAUGCAUGAAUGUAUGGUUAGUCAAGACCUGGAUGAAAUUCAGAAAUAUGUUACAGAAAAAGCUUAUCCUGAAGUGACACAUAAUCUAGAAAGCAAAACAAUUAGAUGGAAGUUUUUGGAAAAUGUAGAACUACCAUAUAUUGUUCAUGCUAGGUGGACAGAUGUUAUCACCAAGGAAAAUAUUUUCUGCCAAAUAACAGUCAGGUUUCAUAGUAAGCAGUGUCUUGCAAUUUACGAUCGAUUUGGCAGGUUAAUGCAUGGUAGUGAAAUUUUGGCAAAGGAUGUAUUAGAGUAUAUAGUGUUUGAAAAACAUUUAUCUAAUGAGUAUGGUUUAUGGAGGGUACAUGCAAAGAUUAUACCUGACUGGUUGCCACCUAAAGAGCCCGCAAAAAUUACUUUCAUUAAACCUAAAGAGCCAAUUGUGGAAGAUAUAACAGCUAAAGACAGUGUUGGCGAAAAGGUUUUACUUGAUGAGCAACCUCCAAAAAUUGAAGGAAAACCUGAUAAUGUAGUGUCGGCUUGAUGUAACCAUGUAUUUGAAUUUUCUGAAUAAAUAGAGUGAUUCUUCUCUUCAUCUA
Messenger RNA from Coccinella septempunctata (seven-spotted ladybird), 1228 nucleotides. It is a transcript of the gene mRpL45, whose product is annotated as probable 39S ribosomal protein L45, mitochondrial. The coding region runs from base 160 to 1173 and encodes 337 amino acids. NCBI's taxonomy places the organism in Eukaryota, Metazoa, Arthropoda, Insecta, Coleoptera, Coccinellidae. The transcript has 4 exons. Gene Ontology annotation, cellular component: mitochondrion. The record is from RefSeq and is a predicted model, not a curated record.